This is a messenger RNA of Mycena indigotica, 1797 nucleotides long. Its product is annotated as Amidohydro-3 domain-containing protein. Bases 1 to 1797 code for a protein of 598 amino acids. The transcript is spliced from 13 exons. Gene Ontology annotation, molecular function: hydrolase activity, acting on carbon-nitrogen (but not peptide) bonds. NCBI's taxonomy places the organism in Eukaryota, Fungi, Basidiomycota, Agaricomycetes, Agaricales, Mycenaceae. The record is from RefSeq and is a predicted model, not a curated record.
AUGUCCGACUCCCAGCUAGGAAGCCCGAAGACUGAUCACCCAUACCCCGCACCCGCGCGGCGCGGACCCAGCAACAGUGUUUCUGGAAAAACGUGGACGGUCUUGGGGAUUUCUGUGGGCGUAUCGCUCCUUGCUGUUUUGCGUGGGCUGUCCACUCCUUCCAACCCCGGCUUCUACGCUGUCUGCGCCGAGCCGGGCCACGUAUACACCGUCGACGAUCACAACUCGCUCGCUGACUGCAUCGUCGUUAAUAACUCUCGUAUUGCCAAAGUUCUGUCCCUCGAUGAGACACGUAAAAUUCAAGGCUUGAGUGUCAAGUAUGUCCCGCCCGGUGCCAUCGUACUCCCCGGACUGAGUGAUUCACACGGACACAUACUGGAGUAUGGUGCCAGCAGACAGCUGCCCCUCGAAGGCACGGCGUCAAUCGAUGACACUGUUGCGCGUGUUCGACAAUAUAUUCUCAAUACUCCGUCAAUCUUGAAUGACACCAAUGCGUUCGUGCGCGGUGGGGGCUGGGAUCACACACAGUGGCCCGGCGCCGCCUGGCCGACGGCGCGCCAUUUGGACGCUGACCCGGUUAUUCGCGGGCGCCCUGUCGUCCUUCAAUCCAAAGAUUGCCACGCCCUCUGGGUGUCGUCACGCGCGCUCGAGCUCAGUACGGCGCGCUUUCCCGCCGAUUUAGUAGUCGACGGCGGGAUCAUCUUGACUGACGAGAAGGGAAAGCCGAGCGGUGUCCUGCUCGACAACGCGCAGGAGCUUCUCCUGGCACCAGAACUCACCGAAGAAGACCUUAUCGGACGAUUCAAUGUCGCCAUGAAAGAUGCGUUGGCGUAUGGACUGACGUCCAUUCACGACGCUGGACUGGACCCGGCAUCAUUAGCCUUCUUCCUCCGUCAGGCAGAGCGUGGAGAGCUCCCGCUUCGAAUCUAUGGAAUGCGAUUCUUCGAUGAGACGGCGCCCUAUUGGGGCAACACCUCGCAUCCUUUCAUCGGAGAAGCUAACGGACGCCUCACUUCGCGCAGCGUCAAGAUAUUCGCAGACGGCGCUCUACGCACUGGUGGCUCCGCACUUUAUGAACCAUAUGCGGACAACCCAAGCACGAGUGGAUUCAUGCGGCUAGACGCAGACGUGCUCUUCGAGUUCAUUCCCCGUUUUCUGCGCGACGGGUGGCAGGUGAACGUUCACGCCAUUGGGGACCGUGCGAACGGUAUCGUGCUCGAUGCAUUCGACGAGUCGCUAAAAAAAACCGGAGUCGACCCAGCGGUGCUCCGCCCGCGCUUGGAACAUGCACAGCUUAUGACAAAGGAAGAUAUGAAACGUCUUGGGGGCCUGGGCGUGAUCGCCAGCGUCCAGCCCACACACGCGAUCAGCGACAUGUGGUAUGCCCAGGACCGUCUCGGCCCCGAGCGGGUCAAAGGCCUUUAUGCCUUCCGCUCUAUUAUCGACAGCGGGGCGAGACUUACACUGGGCUCAGAUUUCCCGGUUGAAACGAUGAAUCCCUUGGCCGGAUUUUAUGCGGCGAUAACACGCAUCUCGCUCGACGGAAAGUCGCCGCACGGACCGGGCGGCUGGUUCCCUGAAGAGCGGCUGACCCGCGUCGAGGCGCUGCGGGGGAUCACAAUCGACCCGGCAUACGCGUCUUUCACCGAGAGCGAUCUCGGCUCGCUCGAGGUCGGCAAGCGUGCGGACUUCGUCGUGCUCUCGAAAAACAUCAUGGAGAUACCGGCAGAGGAAAUUUUGAUGACCAAGACGUUGGCGACGGUGAUUGACGGUGCGGUGGUUUAUGGGAAGGUGUAA